CGUAGCUAGUGGUAAGACGGUUUCUGAUUCACUCUACUCGUUUCAAUCUCGCACCUUGCGGAUACAUUGAGAUUGACGAAAGGAUGCUGGGUGGUGGGUUGUUUGCGUUCGCUUAGUCUUGAACUUGAUGUGGCGCGGCUCAGACGUUUCGUCAUCUGUCUAUCGGCAAUCAGUUUGUCUACUUCAACGGGUUAAGGUUUCGUUCCAUGUCCGAGGAGUUAAGGAACGGCCACUUGAGUGAGGGAUUGAAUAAUUUCACGGUACGAUUUUACAGUUCGGGUUGAAAUCAGGAAGGAGGAAAGAAGUGUAAAUUACUUCUUCGAUUGAAAGAGUGGAACCUUGUACGGAAUGUGAUUUUGUUUGUGGAAAGUUCUGUUAACAACGUAACGUAGAAUAAUGAUAAGAGGUGUGAUAAACGAGCGCACGUGUAAAACGGUAGUUAUUUCGUGAAGUGGAUACUAAAUCGUAAAUCGUGCACAAGUAUGAACAAAUUUAGUUAACUAGUGGUUAACUGCUUGAAAGUAAUGAAGAAGUUGUGUCAUCAGAAAAAAUUUUAAAGAAAUUUGUGUGAAAAAUAAAAUUGAUGAGCCACAAACGGCAGAUUAAAAUCAAAACAGAUUAAACCGAAACAAGUGAACAAACGUUCGUGAAAUGUGAGUAAUUAUCCUGUUAUUAUACUUGACAUAAUUAUGUCCCUAGUGUUGUCAAAUGGGGACUGCAAAAAUACACACCAUUGUAAGUUCUAUCGUCGCUAGUAAUCGAUAUAUAUAUUUCCGCAAGUCAAGUCGGGAGGGAUAACAAAAGUGCAGAUUCAUGGUGAUCUCCAUCGAUGGAAAAAAUAUUCAUAACCAUGUUUCAACCAAUUUGUGGAAAUUGAAAAAGUUAAAAGUCGAUUAUUCAACUGUCGGCAUCGAGUCGCCCAAGGAUUUAUUUGUUCGGAAACAGAGUGAAAUAUUGUGCAAACUUAUAAACCAUACUGCGUCCCCAUCGAAAGGCAGUCGAGCUGUCAUCGACGAUUACUGCGAACAAGCGGAAAACUUUUUUCUUACCAAGAUCCUAGAAGCGAUUUAAUCCGUGUACGAAUAUUUCUUACCACACCUUCUUUUGUAAGUGCAGCCAUCGAAUGAAGCAGAAGCAAAAGUAAGAUUUUACUUUCGCACCGGGAUUACUUCAUAAAUUACAUUAUAAUGUGCACCAAUCCUCCAUCACAAUAGGCAUCUACAUUGGUGCAGUCUUUUAGAGCAACAACUGCAAUGAUGGCAUCCGUGAAACCUACGACUCAAUGGUUUACUAUCCUAGCACUGUUCACCGCGCUGGGUUUGGGCAAUGUCCAGUUUGGUGGUGCCGACAGUGCUAGUGCUACCAAUCAACACCGGAUGUUCCAUCAUUCCGCUAACGCUGGUCCUAGCUCGAUUGUCUAUCCCGAUGGCUCGAUGAAACGGACGUUGAUUUAUCCUAACACAAGAAGCUCACCAGGACCAGUUAUACAGGAACAAACAGAGAAUAUGAUAAAAAACAUAUCAACCAACCGAAAGCCAUGGGCUCUGGCAAAGCGCGAUACUGCCCACGUGACAUCAUCCGUCAGACGGCGGUCGGAACUGGUAACGGGUGAUUCAUCAUCAACGGUCGAGACGAACUCGAUUCCGGUUCCUUCAGCCACGGCAGGAUUUUUGAAUUUUAAUGGUGCAAUUUGCAGAAACGAAAGCAGUUUUCCAACGUCCACUGGAACUUGUCAGUCGCCGAAUGCCACAAAACCGUUGGAGAGCGGUGAUGAUCAAACCGCCUCUCCGUAUUACACCAUCGUUAAUUUGGACCAUCAUAACGACGUGCUGUGCGACCAGGAAUAUGAUGCCGAGGAAUAUAACGAGAAUUGUUUCAUCGAUCACAACGUCACCUGCGUUGGGGAUCCGUUGUACUGCAAUUUGACCUACGAUGAGUACCGACAGCUACUGAUGGACUACAUCUAUCCGUCGACAGGCGAGUGGAUCUUGAUCGCAUCACACUCUGUUGUGUUCAUAAUAGGACUGGUGGGCAACGCGCUAGUCUGCAUCGCAGUGUACACUAAUCACACGAUGCGCACGGUAACCAACAUCUUCAUCGUAAAUCUAGCGGUGGCGGAUUUCUUCGUAAUACUGUGCUGCUUGCCGCCGACCGUCGUUUGGGAUGUAACCGAAACAUGGUUCCUGGGCCAAACCAUGUGCAAGGUCAUCAUCUACUUUCAGACGGUGUCGGUGACGGUAUCGGUGCUCACAUUAACAUUUAUCUCCAUCGAUCGGUGGUACGCGAUUUGCUUUCCCCUGCGCUACAAACCCCGACCGGAGCGUGCCUGGCGGUCCAUCGCCGUUAUCUGGCUGAUUGGCUUCCUUUCGGACCUUCCGGAGUUCCUAGUUUUGACAACUCGUAGAAAAAAGCUACGCUUCGACAUUAAAUUGUUCACCCAAUGUGUGGCGACCUGGGAUAAGGAAAAAGAGAAAACGUUCUACAUCAUCAAAUUUGUGUUCCUUUACUUAUUACCACUUAUAUUCAUGACGGUUGCGUACAUUCAAAUCAUUCUGAUACUCUGGAGGUCCGACACCAUUCCAGGCCACCGAGAGUCCCGGACACAACCUUGUGGAAUCCAUAGCACCAGAUCUACGCUGAAUUGUGUGGGAAAUACCAGCACAAUGGGACAGCUCCGAGCCCGCCGGAAAGCAGCAAAAAUGUUGGUGGCCGUCGUCAUCAUGUUUGCCGGAUGCUACUGUCCGGUUCAUAUGCUAAAUGUGGCUAGAUACUCAUUCAAUAUCGGCCAAAAUGACAUCGUGGCCGUUUUGUCCCUGCUCUCGCAUUGGCUCUGUUAUGCCAACAGUGCUGCCAAUCCUGUGAUUUAUAAUUUUAUGAGUGGUAAAUUUCGGCGGGAGUUCAAGAACGCGCUAGAGAAGUGUCAAUGUCUACGCAAUCCCCGAGGGCUGGGCGGCCGAGUCGGGGGACACGAAGACCGAUCAAUGUAUCACACGGCAACUCGGAUGAAUAUGAGCCCUAGUACCAGAAGUAACUGCCACAUGACCAGUGUAAGGAACAUUAGCAUUAAGAACACUCAGCAAACAUCAUUCAACGGAAGUCGCCAUCUGCACAACCGGAACUGUAUCAACCAUGCGGGCAGCUUAACCACACAGCGGACCUCCCCGGUUUCAACGGAAGAACAUCUAGCCCUCACUAAGAACGUGGAUGGUUAUGAGCAGUCCGUUGGAACAUCGAUUGCCAACCCCAUCCCUACCAACAACAACGGUAGUGGUGAGCCUACAAAAAUUACGACUGAUAAUUACACGAACAACAAUAACACAAUCGGCAACAGUAACAAUCUUCAUAAUUAUCAUCAACAGCACGAAAAUGGUUCGACAAAUGAAAGCACCACGAGUCCCUCCCCAAUCAUGACUGUAAACAGAUCGAGUACCAGUCAGAUUGAUGGCACUUGACCAGCAAAACUGACCGUUUCCUGGAAAAAGAACCGUUCGAAUGAGGCUGGGGGGUCCUCAGGAAUGCAGUUAAAUUAAUUUAUUGUUUAGCUGAUUAUUUCAGAUCAGAUUAUUUAAAAUGGAAAAUUUUUUUAUGAACUUUGACUAAACUGAUUUCCAACUGGUUUCUAUUACUGUUCAUAGAGUAAUAAUGUAAUUUGAUUUUCUACUCCAACGUUGGAAAUAUUUCGACCAGAUUUUUACCGGUAAAAAAAACGCACAAUGCAAAAUCUUCGACUUAGGCAAUCCCAUUUCAGUAGGAGUGUUAACCACCCCCCCUGGAAGAUUUUUCAACAUUAAGUUACAUUAACAAUAGAGUACUUAGUAUAUAAAACCGCAAAUUACUUUACAAUUCCUACUUUGUUCACAGAACUUGUUUACAUUGUCAAUAAUGUGUCUGACCUUUUGAAGACACACCCUCCCCCUCCCCUUUUGAACCCCCCUUGACACCCCCUCCCUUUUGAACCCCUCUUGAAUGACUCCUACGCACGAGCCUGUUUUGGAUUCUUUAAUAAUUGCGAAAUUCCAAUCCACUUUGUACCGAGAUACGAUUUAAUCCUUUUGUCAUUAGCUUAAGAAGGAUUAUUGUUUUGACGAUCGUUUUGUUUCAAUAGCUUUAAUGUAUUUUCAUACAGUAAUAAACUGUAAAAAAUAUUCACAAGAUACAAUGAGACAGAUUCCAGAUAAUGAAUCUCUGUCAUCAAGUAGACCCACGCUAUAGAACUUGUAUAAUACAAACUAUCCUUGGAACAAGAAAAAAACAAAUAUCUAUUUGUAAUCAGCCAACACUACACUUAGCUAUAGCUCUGUACUCUGUGAAAUGGGUGUAAUAAUGCCAAACUAAAAAAAACACAAAGGCAAAUCCAACCGACACAACUAUUUCAGACAGGCAAGCCCUUCUGACCUACAGGCACUAUGAAAAAGAAUCUAUAGAAAGGAAACAGAAAAAUGGUUACAUUUUCCAUGACGGUUGAAUCACUUGACUUAUUCUGAAAUUCUGUUGAAAUGUAUCCGGACAUUCUGUAACAAAGCCAGCAUGUUCAGCUAGGGUAAAAUUCUCUGUAAAUAGUGUAAAUCUACCACAAUUGAAUAGGUAACCGUUAGAGUAAGAUUUCUGCUUCCACAUUUCUCCCUCCAUAAUUAGAUCGAGCUGAGUGUGAUCCAGUAAUAGCAAAGCCGCGAUUUGAAACGUGACUUCUUCGUUAAGUGAAUAUAAAUCUACUAUGUUAUGAUUCUGUAAGACAAAAUAUAUUGCCACUGAUUUUAUACAACGAAAACAAUCCCAUAAUCGAAACAAAAUAUUGAAUAACUAAAUUUUCUGGUGUACUUUAUAUGUUUGUUUAUUAGAAUCAUGGAAAACAUGACUGUGAUGGAAAAACAACAAAUAUAUAAAUUUUUCAGUGAAACUAUCUCUAAUUCGGAUGUUACCAAUGUUACAGAAAUAAUGUACAUUUGAUUAUAGAUUAGAUUUUCUAAUCAAACAUAAAAUUCAAUUCGAUCAAUAAGACUCUUAACUGUAACAUAGAAAUUUUUAAAAUUGGUGUAAAAUGUUUCUUGCGAAAGAUGUUUUACUUCGUAGUUUAUUCUAUUACUGGACCUCUGUAUAUAAGUUUGAUACUACAAUAAGAGAUGUAUGUAUGUGUGUAUGUAUGUUUGGAUAUAUGUACGUAUGUAUAUAUGAACGGCUAAAUGUAAAAGUCGAAUAAGUGCAACUUAUUUUUAGUGCAGAAACCGAACAAAAACUUAACCGGUUCUUCCAAAACAAAUACUUUCAUUUGGAUUUUGUAUUCAAAAAUACUUAAAUGAUUUUUUCAAACUGAUUAUUUGUAGUUAUCUAAUUUGUAAUUAUGUAA
Messenger RNA from Malaya genurostris, 5344 nucleotides. RefSeq names its product orexin receptor type 2-like. Gene Ontology annotation, biological process: feeding behavior; G protein-coupled receptor signaling pathway. The record is from RefSeq and is a predicted model, not a curated record. Gene Ontology annotation, cellular component: membrane. Lineage: Eukaryota; Metazoa; Arthropoda; Insecta; Diptera; Culicidae. The coding region runs from base 1254 to 3452 and encodes 732 amino acids. Gene Ontology annotation, molecular function: orexin receptor activity. The transcript is spliced from 12 exons.